UGUGUUCUAAAACACACCCGUCUCCGUACCGAAUAACAGCGUAGGCCACCCUUUACUACGAUACGAGACACGUGUGUUACUAGUCUGUUAUUACCUGAUUUUGAAGUUAUUAUUUUAGUUAGUUAUUCGUUUUUUUUAUCAAGUCAAAAUCGCACUUUGCGGCGACAGCUUCACCAGUACUGUCUGGGAUUGUCCCAAGACAAGAGACCAUGAUCCCCAUGAAUACAAUACUGCGAUCCCUGGCCCGUCUGCCAUUGAGGAGACCGUUGGCACUUAUGACGAGGAACUUAGAAGUUGGAUGUCCCAUGGCAACUCACACACAGAGGAACGUGGAGUUAACUCCUUUAGAGCAGAGGAAACUUACGUUCGACUCACAUGCCGUGGUCAAGGACCUGGUGAUAAGUGGCUUUGAAAAGAACCAAGCUGAGAUCAUCGUGUCGGCUCUGGUGACUCUGGCCACCGCAAACUUGGACAUCGUCUACAAGGACAUGGUGACGUCAUCGCAUCAGGAGGUGGCGCUCCAGCAGAUCCUGGCUCACCUGGACGCCGUCAGGAAGGACAUGGUGAUCUUGGAGAAGAGCGAGUUUGCCAACCUGCGCUCUGAAAACGAGAAAAUGAAGAGAGAGCUGAAUCAGCUGAAGUCCAGCUUGACGGAGGAGAGCCAGAGGGUCCGAGCAGAGGCCAAGCUGGACAUCAACCUGGAGAGAAGCAGGGUCUCAGACAUGUUUACUGAACAGGAGAAAAAGCUGUUGGAAGCCAACACAGAGUUUCACAGGAAGAAAGCAGACCUUGACCACGACGCCAUGGAGACCAACAAGAAGAUCGACCUCGAUGUAGCCUCGCUAAAAACCCUGCUGGAGUCUCUGAAACUCGAGACCGUGCGCUACCUUGCAGCGUCUGUGUUUUCUUGUCUGACCAUCGCAUUGGGCUUCUACUGGCUAUGGAAGUGAAGAGGACUACCUAUACAAGUCUCCAGAAGUAUUUGUUUGAAGAUUGUUUUAAAUCAAGAGCAUUAAUUUAUAAUUGGGAUGCGUCACCAUUUUAUCAUUGAAAUACAUAUUUGUUGCGUGUCAUUUAUUGAAGUUCUAUUGUAUAAGCUAAUCAAAAUGUAUAUUUCCAUUGUACCUCUGUUCAAAGAUAGCCUUUGACCAAGAUCAACUGUCACCAAGUGAUUCAUGUUCAGUAAAACCUUUUCCUGAAAACA
This is a messenger RNA of Gadus morhua (Atlantic cod), 1204 nucleotides long. It is a transcript of the gene ccdc90b, whose product is annotated as coiled-coil domain containing 90B. The coding region runs from base 210 to 950 and encodes 246 amino acids. The record is from RefSeq and is a predicted model, not a curated record. The transcript is spliced from 9 exons. Gene Ontology annotation, cellular component: mitochondrion. NCBI's taxonomy places the organism in Eukaryota, Metazoa, Chordata, Actinopteri, Gadiformes, Gadidae.